AUGCACAUGCUCUAUUUUUGUAGCCGUGGAACAGAGGUUUGGAGUGCAAGCAAGCUUUCUCUGCCUUGCAAUGUUCAAGAGUCAUGGAGCUUCGUGGACACAUUUAGUCGACUUCGGACAAGUUGGGAGGCCCAGUCGGGGCUGUUGGAGAGGUGGGUCACGAUGUGUUGGGGUAUUUGGAAGAGCAGAAACGAGGUCCGGCACGGCAGAAAGAGGCGACCUGGUCGUGUAAUAGUGAGAAGCUCGCUGAAAUUAUUGGAGGACUUUCAAUCAACCAAUGAGAAGUUGAGCAGACCGAGAAUAGAAAACCAGAACAGAGCUGCAUGGAAGCCACCACCACUAGGUUCCUUCAAGGUCAAUGUAGAUGGUGCUCUGUUCUCAAAAUCAAAGUAG
Molecule: messenger RNA, 393 nt
Organism: Quercus robur (English oak)
Lineage: Eukaryota; Viridiplantae; Streptophyta; Magnoliopsida; Fagales; Fagaceae
Exons: 1
Coding region: 1-393 (130 amino acids)
Source: RefSeq, a predicted model, not a curated record